This is a messenger RNA of Xenopus laevis (African clawed frog), 5352 nucleotides long. RefSeq names its product interferon-induced very large GTPase 1-like. The record is from RefSeq and is a predicted model, not a curated record. The transcript has a single exon. NCBI's taxonomy places the organism in Eukaryota, Metazoa, Chordata, Amphibia, Anura, Pipidae. The coding region runs from base 1 to 5352 and encodes 1783 amino acids.
AUGUCAAAAGAAAAAGAUAAUAUAUCCAAUACCAAAGGCCUUGAGGGUUCUGAUGAAACAAUGUGUGAUUUAAACAGAAUGGCCACUAUUAAUAUCAAGGGAUACCUAGACUCUUUUCUGGGAACAGUACGACAAAACGGGGAUACAGAUGUAGAACUCUUGAUCCUUUCAGUAGCAGGCAAAGUAGGGUAUUCAUUAACAGACAACUAUUUUCAAUAUUCCCUAGGGUCCAAAGAAAUUGACUUGAUGGUGACAGAAUCUGAGCAGGUGUAUAACGAAUUUCAACUUCUGAGAAACAGUGAAGCUUUUAGAAGAAAAGCUUUUAUAUUGCUUACCGCAUUAUCUGAAGAAAAUGAUUUAAUCACACUCUCCGAAGUACAAAAAAGGAACCAUUUUAUGGCUAUGGUGAAUAAGAUGGGUCCUUCUCUUUCUCAAGAGAUUUUGGAAUUACUUGAAAAACAUAGUGAGUACAAACAUUGUGAGGCUUUAAGGAAGGAUUUAAAAUGUUUGAUUUCUGGGGAUUAUAAAAACACAGAUAAACAAAACAUGGAAAGCAUUGUAAGGGGAAUUAAAAGUGUCUGUCAGCCAUUUACCCCACAAGGCCUCCAAGAAUUAAAUGUGCCCUCUUCCGGAAAGCAACAACCUGACACAGAAGUGGUUCAAGAUGUAAAAACUAGCCAAGAAUUUUCCAGUUUGUUAGAACGUCUUGGCCUAAAAGAUUAUUUUCCAAGAAAACUGAACAAGAAAGACCUUCACGUUUUUAGUAUUUCCUCAAUGAAACCUCCAGUAAAUGAAACUGAGCUGCCAAUGUGUUUUCUACAAAUGUUAAUGACCUUAGAUUAUCGAUGCAGGUACUUAGUUUGUGAGGAGGCAAAGGAAGUCAAUACCACUCUACCUGAAUUCAGUGCAACAGAACACAUUUCUGAAACAUUCUCUACCAUAGAAGCAUUUUUCAGUAACUGCUCUAUUGGUGAAGUAAGUGCGUCAUUAGUCAGCAAGGAGAAAAUACACCCAAUGGAUCUUCUCAUGGCUAUAUGUCAUUGUGCAGAUGACUUUAUGAGGCAAUAUAUCUUCAACAAGCUUUCAGUUUGUCAAUUUGCCCUUCCAUUCAUUUUUCCUUGUUUUGAUAUCUCUGGGUUAGAGAUGCCACUAUGGUCCUUCAGACAGAUUCAGAAAAGUAUACUAUACAUUGAUGAACAUGAAGCAAAGAAACAUAAAGAAAAGCCGGUUUGUGAAAUUGAAGUCCCUUUGGUUUCUUUCACACGGGUUGGGACAUCCAGUUUCUCGAAAUCACAGAUCUUAAACAACUUGUUAAACAAGCACAAUCAUGACAUUUUCUUCCAUAGGAAUUGUAAAGGAAGUGGAAGAAACAGCAUUUUAAAGGAAGGGUUAGUUGAAAUUGUUUGGUUUUGUCCUGGUGGGAAAGAUGAUGACCAAUUUGAAAGAUGUACUUCUUUUGUAAACUUGCAUGGAGAUGCAGGAUUACAGAACCAACAAGCCACCUUCCUUCAUGAAAUAGCAUCCAUUAAUGUGAUCCUUUACUCAGAUUCAGGAAACAAUGAUAUGGGCAAAAAAAUGUUUCAGGACAUGUUGAAAUCUGAAAAACCAUUGAUAUGCCUUUGCCCUGACAAAGAGCCUUCCCCAGUUGACCACAGCAAAACAAAAGUUGUAAUUGGGUUGAAAAAUCAAAAUGAAGCAACAUUUAUGGAUGUAUUAGAAACAACACUAAGGCGAAUGUUGUCUCUUAAUAUUAAGCCCAUCAAUCUAAAUUCCUGUGCUAAUGUUGCUAGAAAGUUUGGAUUUCAGGUUGAUGAGGACAAGGAAGAAUGUAAAAAAGGGAAAGAGCAUGCACAAAAACUGAAAUCUAGCUUUAUGGAAACAACGAAAGACUCAUUGUUGCCCCUUUCAAGAAAGUUGUGGCAUACAUGGUGCAAAAAGGACAAAGCCCUUACUCGUCUACAAAAAAAUACUGGUAACAUUGAACAACAUAAAAGUCAGAUUGAAAGAGAGAAGAAGAAUAUUAGGUAUGAACAGCUACAAAAGGCAACUGAAAAUGAUUUUAUGAAGUCAUUCAUCACCAGUCUGAGGUCCCUCUCACAAUCAGAAAAAUUGUUCUUUCUGCAGUGGCUUAAAAUAUUUAUAGAUGAAUUAUCAUAUGAUAGAAUUCUAGAGCUGCAGGAUCAGUACAAUCAGUUGUGGUCCCAGCUUCAAACACAGAACAAUGCGAGCUGUACAGUAAGGAACAAAUUGCUUGAGGACAUGGAAAUGUUGACCGAAAAGUUGAAUAACUGCAUGCUUGGUCUUGAACAUAUCUUAAGGGAAGUUGGACAGACCUACGAAGCGCUAUAUGAAAUGCAGCUCAAAGAUGAUUGUUUCUAUGAGCUGCCUAAAAUAGCUGCAGAUAUCAUGAUUUCUGGAUACCCUAUCGAGUUGAUGGAUGGUGAUGCUUCCUAUGUCCCUUUAAAUUGGAUUGGAGCUGUACUUACAGAAUUAAUUAAAAUAAUAGGUGAUAGGAGGGUAUUUGUCCUGUCUGUGUUGGGGAUCCAGAGCUCAGGCAAAUCCACUUUACUUAAUACUAUGUUUGGUCUGCAGUUUGCUGUAAGUGCUGGCAGAUGUACCCGAGGCGCAUUUAUGCAACUUAUUGAAGUAGAUGAGAAGCACAAGGCAGAUAUGGCAUUUGAUUACAUCCUUGUUAUUGAUACAGAGGGACUACGGUCUAUGGAAUUAGCAAACCAUUCAACGCUGAAUCAUGAUAACGAGCUAGCAACAUUUGUCAUUGGUGUGAGUAAUAUGACGCUGAUAAACGUAUAUGGAGAAAAUCCUUCAGAGAUUAAAGACAUCCUUCAGAUUGCAGUCCAGGCAUUUUUAAGGAUGAAAAAAGUAAAACUUACUGCAAGUUGUUUGUUUGUUCACCAGAAUGUAGGAGAAAUAACUGCACUUGAUAAAAACAAGGAAGGCCGCAUGAAACUCCAAAAGGAAUUAGAUAACAUGACAGUUCUUGCAGCAGAGCAGGAACACUGCAAUGCACGUUGUUUCAGUGAUGUUAUCCAGUUUAAUGCCAUGGCUCAUAUUUAUUAUUUUGCUCACUUGUGGGAAGGUAACCCUCCAAUGGCACCUCCCAAUCCAAGCUAUAGUAAAAAUGCCCAAGAAGUGAGGAACCUGAUCCUGCAGACUGGAAGAAAAGAAAGUCAGAGCCGUAUUCUGAAAAUCUCAGAACUUAAAGUUCGUAUUGAGGACCUUUGGUUAGCCUUAAGAAAUGAAAACUUUGUUUUCAGCUUUAAGAAUACCCUGGAAAUUUCUGCCUACAGGAAAGUAGAAAGUAACUACAGCCAAUGGACUUGGCAGCUGAGACGCCAUGUUCUGGAGCUUGAAACCAAGCUUAAUAACAGAAUUAAACAAGGCAAACUGACCUCUCUGGAAGACAAAGAUCUAAGGGAUCCAGUAAAAUGUAAGUUUGAUGCCAUAACUGAGGAUUUGGAGAGAUUUUUUACUUAUGAUAAAGACAUGGAAAUACUUAUUCCGUGGAAAUCAAGUGUCGAAAACAGAAUGAGGAAUCUUUUAACAGAGCUUCUACAAGAAACCAAACAACAUGUAGUUGAACAUUUAAAGUUAAAACAAGGGCAGAACCAAAUAAAAAACAAUAAGUAUUAUGAAGAUGAAUUGUUUCAAAAGAGCAAGCAGCUAGCACUUAGUUUAAAAAAGAUGGUUUUAGACAGUGAUGAACUGGAGCGUAAUUUUAAUACAUUAUGGCAGAAGUGGGUAGCAGAAAUAAACCUAACAAGUCCAGCUGUAGAGAGCCCAAAUAUUAAGGCUGAUAUGGUAAAUAUUUUGUAUGAAUAUUUUCAACAGGAGCCCAGUAUUUUGGAUAAACUUAAUGACAAUUCAAAGCAGAAUACAUUUUCCAUUGAUUUUCCCACUCAUGUCACAUUGAAGACCGGUUGGCGUGGGAUAACGAAUAAGAAACUGACUGAGAUUGAUAAAUCAAAUAUAAAUAACAUGCCAAUACAUCUAGUUAGCAAAAUAAAAGAGCUUGUACAAACAAUAAAAACACAAAAUCUGGAUUAUAAUCAAGUGCAUUUUCACGAAAUUAUACAUCAUGUAAUAGAUACCAUGGAAUCAACAUCAAAAGAUGCCAAGAAUUUCACUCUGACAAAGACACUUAAGGUGGAUUUGUCAAUAUUUCUCUGUCAUAUGGCUCUUCCAUAUUUUGAAGCAAUACAUAAGGACUUUCAGAAGUCCAGUAAUCCAGUGACAAUUCUUGAAGGCAAAAGAAAAGAGUUCUUUAAUUGUUUUAUAAUUUCAUACCAAGGAGCCACAUCCAUCAAAAUUUUUGCUGACUUCUUAUGCUGCAAACUCAUUGAGACCAUGCGUUCUGCUGUUUAUGAACGAGCAGCAUUGGCUAUUGUGGAUGAUAUGAAAUGCAACUAUCCAGAUUUUAGUGGCAGUCGUUCCAAAUUGGAAACCCACAUUUUAAAGGACUUAGCAGAGCAAGAAGACUUUGAAAAAUACCGGCAGUACCUUCACUUUCCUGACAAAUUUUUUGAAAGCUAUAUUGAAAAUUGUGUUUCUGAGUACUGCUUGAGCAAAGAUUCCCAAAGGCUGAAAGGUUUUCUCAAUAUUAGUUUGGGUUAUUUCCAGAAACUUGUUCUUUCAGCUAUUGCUGACUCAACACAACUCAUCAAAGACAAGCGUGGCAAAAUUUCAGAAUGGUUGGAUGAGUUCUACAAACGGAUCGAAGAUGAAGUUUCCUUUUCUCGAGAUGACCUGAAGAGCAUUGAGCAUCAGGAAAUUCAAGACAUUGAAUUCAUUCAGGAAGCCCUGUGCAAGGCAUGGGAUGCAGCAAUUGAAAGCUUUAAACAUGAAUUAAAAUACAAAAGCUUUGACGCUUUUGAGAAAAAACCACAUUCCAUACUGACCAAACAGCUAUGUGGCUGUUGGGAGCAGUGUCCAUUCUGCAAAGCAAUUUGUACCAAUACUAUUCCAGGUCAUGAUGGAGACCACUGUGUAGCCUUCCACCGUUCCCAGGCAUUAAGUGGCAUUCACUGGGAGCACUCUGUUGAAUUUGUCACUGAAAUAUGCUCUACGCUAGUAAUGUCAGAUGCACAUAUAAUAAUAAGUGACACAAAACAAAUUCCAUACAAGAAGUACAGGGAAGUGGGACCAAAUUAUGCUAAUUGGAGCAUCACACCAGACACUUCAUCUCAGCCCUAUUGGAAGUGGUUUGUACAUCAUUUUAGAAGCAACCUUGAAAAUGAUUAUGGUUUAAAGUUUGAAGGAAGGGGGGCAAUUCCUGUCCAGUGGGAAGAGAUAGAAAAGGAUGAGGUGAUGUCUAACCUGAAGGAAUACAUGUAA